AUGUCCAUCCACCUGCUGAACAAGAAGGCGGACAGCCUCCGCUCUACAAACGUGCUUCUCACGAACAUCAAUGCGAGCAAAGGGAUGUAUGAAAUAAUUAAGAGCAAUUUGGGGCCCAAGGGGAGCUACAAAAUGCUGGUGAGCGGCUCCGGCGCAAUCAAAAUUACGAAGGAUGGCAAUGUCCUGCUUAACGAAAUGAUGAUUCAGCACCCAACGGCCAGCAUGCUGAGUCGGAUAUGCUCCUCCAUCGACGAGACAUUAGGAGACGGCUCCAGCAGCAAUCUCAUCGUAGCCACGUCAUUAAUAUACCUAUCGGAGAAGUACAUUCUGUAUGAGAGCAUCCAUCCACGUAUCAUCACGCAGGGCUUCGAUCAAGCCAAAGCCAUUCUUCUAAAUGUGCUGGAGACCAUGAAAAUACCCAUAAACAUAAAAGAAAACUUCGACAAAGAGUUACUCUACAACGUUGCCAAGACGUGCAUCCGGACCAAAUUGCCCAUCCCCUUGGCAGACAAAUUGUCAGAUGAUUUAGUCGAAAGCAUCAAAGUUAUUUACAGCCCUGAGAAGCAGAUAGAUCUUCAUAUGAUCGAAAUUAUGGACGUGAAGAAAAAUAUGAGUAUAAAUACCAAAUUGGUGAGAGGCAUGGUGCUGGACCAUGGGUGUAGGCACCCGAAUAUGCCGAACAAACUGACCAAAUGCUUCACUCUUGUGUUGAAUGUGAGCCUGGAGUAUGAAAAGAGUGAAGUGUUUUCUUCCUUCGUUUAUUCCACUGCUGAGGAUAGAGACAAGCUAGUACAAUCAGAGAGGAAGUUCACCGAUGAUAAGGUGAAGAAGAUUAUUGAGCUAAAGAAGAGUAUUAUAGAAAAGAAAUUUAAAGAGACCAACGAAAUGUACAACUUUGCUGUGUUCAAUCAGAAGGGAAUCGAUCCCAUUAGCUUAGACUUAAUGGCCAAGGAAAACAUCAUGGCCUUGAGACGAAUUAAAAGAAGAAACCUAGAACGCAUAGUCCUCUGCUGUGGUGGAAAUGCAUGCAACAAUGUCUACGAUUUGACGGAGGAAGAUCUAGGCUACGCAGGACUCGUCUACGAGAUCUGUAUUAACGAUGAGAAGUAUACCUUCAUUGAAGAAGUCGUUAACCCUAAGAGCUGCACCCUGUACAUACAAGCUCCAAACGAUUACACCAUUAAGCAAAUAAAAGAUGCCAUUCGAGAUGGACUUCGAAGCAUAAAGAAUGCUAUCGAAGAUGAAUGUGUCAUUUCGGGGGCCGGCUCAUUUGAAAUUAUGGCCUAUUGUAAAUUAAAAGAGGAGGAAAAAAAGAUGCGAGGGAAGCAGAAGUUCUCUUUCGAUGUUUAUGCGAAUAGCUUGCUCAACAUCCCCAAGGUUCUUCUGGAGAAUAGCGGACUGGACAUUCACGAGACGCUCUUUAACGUGAUUGACAAAUAUAUGGCCGACCAGUCGGAACCACUUGGACUUGACUUGGAUACUGGCGAGCCGAUCAUCGCCCAUUUGAAGGGCAUAUACGACAACUACUGUGUGAAGAAGCAAAUCAUCUCCAUCGCUACGGCCAUCUCGCAGCAGAUCCUGCUCGUCGACGAGAUCAUACGGGCGGGCAAAUCCAUGGGGGAAGAGAAGUAA
This is a messenger RNA of Plasmodium inui San Antonio 1, 1632 nucleotides long. RefSeq names its product T-complex protein 1 subunit zeta. The coding region runs from base 1 to 1632 and encodes 543 amino acids. Gene Ontology annotation, cellular component: chaperonin-containing T-complex. Lineage: Eukaryota; Apicomplexa; Aconoidasida; Haemosporida; Plasmodiidae. The record is from RefSeq and is a predicted model, not a curated record. Gene Ontology annotation, molecular function: ATP-dependent protein folding chaperone; ATP binding; ATP hydrolysis activity. The transcript is spliced from 2 exons. Gene Ontology annotation, biological process: protein folding.